AGAGAAACAAGUGGAAAAGAUGAUUGCUUUCCUGCUCUCUUUCCUUGCCGCCCUUCUGUGUGAAUCCGUCCACAGUGAAAACUAUGCAGUAGAAUGGUGCUAUAACGACCCAACAUGUAAUUUUACCACCUGGCCCGAAAUUGCUUCACAAUACUGCAAUGGAUCCAGCCAAUCUCCCAUUGAUAUUGUCACAGCACAAGUUCAGGGAAAUCCUAACCUGACCCAGUUUAAUUUAACUGGUUUCGAUGCCAACACCACCUUCAUAUCAAUCGCAAACUCUGGCUUCUCAGUGGUCGUCACCUUGGAUGAAGACAUAAUGUCAGUGCAAGGAGGGGAUCUUCCAGGUCUCUACGUUUCUAAACAGUUUCAUCUUCACUGGGGCAGCGGCAGCUCCUUGCCUGGAUCAGAACACACUGUGGAUGGCAAACAGUAUGCAAUGGAGCUGCACAUUGUGAAUCUCCAUUCAAAAUACAACGGCAAUCUUUCUGCUGCUCUGGCUGCUCAUGACAGCUCAGCGCUGGCCGUUUUGGGUUUCUUCAUUGAGGGAACCGAUGAAGCAAACAAAACAAACAGUUGGGACGUCCUAACAUCUUAUCUGACAAGCAUCCCUCAUUCAGGGAAUGCGACCGCAGACAUUAUGAAUCAAAUCACAAUGAACAGUCUGCUUGAAGGAGUGAACAAGACUAAAUAUUACCGCUACCAAGGCUCUCUGACUACACCACCUUGCAAUGAAGCUGUCAUUUGGACUGUGUUUAAAGAGCCCAUCAAAGUCAGUAACAACUUGAUCAACCGCUUCAGUACAAUGGUGUUUGCCAAAACUGCAAGUUCUUCACUUCUCAAUAUUAACAACUUCAGAGGAGUUCAGCCGCUGAAUGGCAGAGUGGUGACGUCUCAGGUGGAGCAAUCCGGGUCAUCCGCAGCUCCUUCAUCAGCCGCCACAUCCAUUUCAUCCCUCUCCCUAUUACUGCUCUUGACCAGUGAAGUCACAUGGCCCAUUAUUGCAGGAAAAUACUGUAAUGGCACUCAACAGUCUCCAAUAAACAUUGUAACUGCUAAUGUCAAGGCUAAUGCUAAUUUGACCUCUUUCACAUACAUCGGCUAUAAUGACAGCACUGCUUUAACUGUGAUUAGAAACACUGGCACAAGUAUUCAAGUUACGCUGGAUCAGAAGAAGAUGCGCGUAGCAGGGGGUAAUCUGCCAGGCCGAUUUGCCAGCACUGAGUUUCAUCUUCACUGGGGGAAUGGCAGUGCCAUGCCUGGAUCUGAACACGCUGUGAAUGGAAAACGAUUCCCAAUGGAGUUGCAUAUCGUGAACAAGCCUGUUCGUAACACCAGUGAUUCAUUGGCAGUUCUUGGUGUCUUCAUUGAGGCCUCUAAUGAAACUGGGAAACCUGAGAGCUGGAAGACUUUAUCGUCGUAUCUUACAAGGAUUGUCAAUGCAGGUGAUAAAGCAAACCUUUUCAGAAACCUCUCCAUGGAUGAUCUGCUUUCUGGAGUGGACAGGACAAAAUAUUACCGGUAUUUGGGCUCUUUGACCACACCAAACUGCAAUGAAGAUGUGAUCUGGAGCAUCUUCAAAGACCCAAUCAGAGUCAGCAGAGAUUUGAUUGACGUCUUCAGUACAACAGUCUACAUCAACAACUCCAGCAACUCUCCUCUAAUGACCAACAUUUUUCGGUCAGUUCAGCCAGUCAAUGGCAGGAUUGUAAUGUCACAGGUAGCAGGGACCAAAACUCCCGGGCUUCUAAAACCAACAUCCGUUGCCGAAAAACUAUCCCAGUCUCUGAUGUGCCCCAUCCUGAGUCUCACAUUCCUGUACUGCGUUCUGGCAUUCUUGUAAAACCGAUUAACUCUUGGAAAUGGUGGGAUAAAAAUAGACUAUUCAAUUUGUUAAUGUAAAAAAAAAAAAACCACGUCACUUGUCCUUAUGUUAGAGCUGGUUGAAUGUGUAUUUCUUAAUGUUGUUGUUGUUGUUGUUGUUGUGGAAAGUUUUCAGUGUGUUUUGGCAAAGUAUUAGUUCAUUGCUCAACUCUUUUUCUGCAGCAGUUUUGUAAAGGGACAAAAUGAUUGAGUGCUAAAGGUCUUGAUGUAGUGAUGGGUGGUUUUUAGACAUUUGAUUUUUGUAUGCAUGGGGUUUUAACGCUGUUGUAUGAACUCUUAACAUUUUAUUGCAUGCUUUGCGGAUUGAAGUGGUGUGUGUGUG
Messenger RNA from Danio aesculapii, 2203 nucleotides. RefSeq lists its product as uncharacterized. Gene Ontology annotation, molecular function: zinc ion binding; carbonate dehydratase activity. The record is from RefSeq and is a predicted model, not a curated record. Gene Ontology annotation, cellular component: plasma membrane. The transcript has 15 exons. NCBI's taxonomy places the organism in Eukaryota, Metazoa, Chordata, Actinopteri, Cypriniformes, Danionidae. The coding region runs from base 20 to 1840 and encodes 606 amino acids.